AUGAAUCUUGUUAACCGUAUUCUGUUAAGGUUUUAUUUUUUUAACCUCGUAAAUUUGGUGUCGCUGAUUUUUUAAUUUACUGUGAUUUGUAUUUUAAGAUUGUUUAAAUGUUGUCAACAUUUUCUCACGAUACCUCCAUUCUCGCCCAGCGUGCGUCGCAGCCGCGUCAUUACGCGUUAAUCAGGUGGCGUUCGUCUCGCGACCUGCUGCGAAAGAGUUACAACGUCGCCGAUAUAUAAACUCCUAUCCCCUCCCCAUCAACGUCACCAUCCCCCCGAAACUAACAACAUGGAGUCCGGUGUUUAGUGAGCAAAAACGGUCUUCACCGUUAACCAACCAUAUAUGCUUUCCCCGGUGCACUCGAGGGACGCGUGCGACGCACACAUGCACUAUAAGCGGCGGGGUGUUCAUGCCACUUGAAACCAUAAAGGACACGGAGUGAAAGAGAUGUGAUUGGACUCGGAAGAAUCCAAAUACAGGCCGCUUUCCGCGAGGAGAGGUGGACAACAGCUGUGCCCAGACCAAUGCAUCAAGGGACCAUGGAGCCUGAAGAUGACCUCUCGACCCGGGACCCCCUUGAUCUGUUGUCCGACUCGGGAGCGGUGCCGUCAACAUCAAGCUCCUUACUCAACUGCACCUUACUGGUACAAGGAGGGUUAUCUCACAGUGGCAUUCUGGAGAGGGAUGAUAGCAGCGGAGAUCCCGAAAGUCCAAAAUGCUUGUUCCCCACACUGGAGCCUUGUGGAAAUGAACAGAGAAGCCUGCGGUCGUCAUCAUUCCCUUCAUCUCUCACUUGGGAUUCUGACUCGGAGAAGGAAACCUUGGACGUGUGAAAUGUGUCUAUGUGAAAAUAUUUGUGGUAGUUGUUUGUCUACACGCUGUAAAUAUAACUGUGAGCUUCCUGUUAAGUCAUGCGUUUAUUGUUUGUGUUCCUGUGUGGAUUCCUGUGAUAUAUGUCAGAGGAAGAACUUCAGCACUUUUCUAACCCUCAUGGUCUGGCUGCUCACAGCCCAGGAAGUCCAACUUCUGGACAACAGCAAAGCAGACUUGACAUUGAUCUUUGCCAGGAACCUGUGGAGCACUUAUUUGAUGCCAACAUCAUACCUUCCGCACUGGAAGAUGAUGAUGUAACACAUAGGAAUCCAACAACUGCAGACUCACAGAAACUUACAGAAAAAAGAAAAAAUUUUGAACAAGACAAAGGGAGCCAUUUGCCUGAUGUUAUACCCAAAGACAGAUGCCAAAAAGUUAAAGAAGAUAGCCUGAGAAAGCAUAAUCAGAAGGGGCUGGUAAAGGCAAGUACCAAAGAGCCAGACGUAUAUACCUUCCCAGGUGACUCUGAGCCCGAGAGCCCACCACCCGGACCUUGGGCGCACUGCACCUUCAUCCAACGGCGGAGGAAAAAGCGAGCCAUACUGAGACCUUUCUCUGGACUGGGGAAUUGGCAUCGCACAACAGGAGCCGGCAGAAGGGCCAGGGUUAAACCUUCAGGAGCAAAAGAGCUCACGAAGAGCAAAGAUGUUGAGGGAGGGAUGUUGGAGUUGAACCGGGGAAAGGAAAAGAAGGUACAGAAAAGGCAGAAGUCAGUUGUGAGCCAUCUGGGUGGCCAAGAGAUUUUCACAUGUGUGGAGUGUAGCAUUUACUUCAAAAAACAAGACCAUCUACGGGAACAUAUGCGAGAACAUGGUCAAGGCGAGUCUGGGAAGAAAUUGCAAUGCGGAGAGAAAGAGUCUUGGAGUGGACAUCCUACUAAAAGCGGAUUUGAAUGCGUAGAGUGUGGACUGGAGUUUGAGGACCAGGUACCGCUGCUAGAUCAUCAAAAGUGCCACGAGGAAUCACGGCAGAAAAUCCUGGAGGAGAUUGGGAAAUUAAACGAGAGGGAAACACGAGCGGCGGAGCAAGCUAGUUGCAGUAAAGCAUCCGAUCCGAUCAUGGAAGCGUCACCAGAGGUCGGGUCUGGCCAACUCGUGUGUCUGAAAUGCAGCUUUAGCUGUGACGUGCCACAAGAGCUUGCAGACCAUGCCAAGACACACAACACUAGAACAAGGGUCGGCGUAUAUCGCACGUCGCCUCGUUUCCAGCAGAGGUCCUGCAAAAAAGGACAGGGUCAGUCUUCGGGGGGCGAUGCGACAACUCUCGUCUCACUUUUUGGCAAGAGGUACCCCAUUCGAGCUUCAAAGAAAACAAAAACGCAACCUGGACCUUCACAAGCCCCACUAAAUCCCUCGACUCAAGGAGAGCCGAGUCCUGACAAAGGAACCACCCAUCCAGAAACAGUUGGUGAAAGCCAAGAAGAAAGCCAAACAGAAAAGCCAGCAGUGGUUGAACCUGUGGAAGAGAACGUCUGUCCGCCUUUCAUGUCCUCACCUCAAAAUCCUCGCAAAAAUGUCGCUCCACGGCGUAGGGAUGUGGCGUUCAAGAGCAUAGUAAACAAGUGCUCUGCCCGGGCUGCAAGGGGGAGGCUGGGGCGCACGAGGGCAAGCACAAGACUGGAUCCCAAGUCCAACCAGACUCAACAGGUUCAAAUCUUAAACGAGACCGAAGAGAACCAGAUACCAGAACCUGAUCAUGAUCCAAAACAAGGCUCCAAAACAGGAAGGAAGCCACCUGCCAAUGCUGUGGAUCUCCAAGCCGGCCUGUCAUCAACGCAGAGCAGCAAAAAGCUUGAUCCACCAGAGGACAAACCCAAACACAAAGACCAAUCGUAUAGUGGGGGCAAGUGUGAGGAAGACGUGCUGGUUGCCACUAAAUUAGAGGGAGAUGAUGAUGAUGAUGAAGAUGAUGAUGAUGUUGUUAAUCGUCUUUUUGGUGUAUUAACGGAGGAGGAUGAUGAAGAUGGUGAGGGGUUGUCAAAAAGUGUGGAAAGAAAGUGCCCUUAUUGCCCCGAUCGGUUCCACAACGGCAUUGGACUAGCCAAUCAUAUAAGAGGUCACCUGAACCGUGUCGGUGUGAGCUAUAAUGUUAGGCACUUCAUCUCGCCAGAAGAGGUCAAUGCCAUUGAGAAGAAAUUCUCCUACCAAAAGAAGAAGAAAAAAGUUGCCAACUUUGAUCCCUCAACCUUCAGUGUAAUGAGAUGUGAGUUCUGCAGCGCCGGCUUCGACACCCGGGCCGGUCUUUCCAGUCACGCCCGUGCCCAUCUCCGAGACUUCGGAAUCACCAACUGGGAAGUCACAGCUUCCCCCAUUAAUAUUCUCCGGGAGCUCUUUGCCAAGCAUCCAAAUCUUGUCCUGCCUACACCGUCUCACACACUUCAGUCAAGCCAAGAUGAAAACUCCGAUGACGAACACGAUGAGAAACAUGAGGAGAAUGUCACCACAGAGUCCAUCGCCGAUUCUCCAAAACAGCACUGGAAGGAAAAGCACAACAUGAAAGAAGCAGAGGAGGGUGGUGAGGAGGGGGAGGAUGACAACGACGAAGAAGAGGAUGCCAAAAGAAACCUUACAGAUAAGUCGGCCACAAGUCCAAGAGAAAAAUCUCUGUUCUCCUUUCAGGAACAGAGUCCUGGAUCCAAAGAGACAGACACUAUAGCCUCCAGCUUAUUGAAAUGUGAAUUUUGUGGUGCUACCUUCGAGACACGUCGAGGUUUGUCUAGCCAUGCACGUUCUCACCUCCGACAGCUAGGCAUCGGUAUGGCAGAGAACAGUGGGGCACCUAUCGACCUCCUACGCCAGAUCGCCAAAGAACGUGCCACGGAUGCACGUUUCACUGGUACUCCUCCAUCCAUGGCAUCACCUAAGACGCCCCAGCAUCAUACCCUUACUAUACCCAGCCCUACAAAAGAUAUUGAAACCGAAGAGGACAACAAGCCUACCGUCUCGUUCUGCGCGCGCCCAUCUGUUAAAGUUUCCUCUCCCCCAGCCGCUUCCUCUGCGGCCGGCUCUUUGCCCUCAUCUCCAUUUGUAAAGUCGCGAUCGCCUUCCCCGGUGCUUAGAAAAGCUCCCAUCUCUUCCCUGCUUCCUGCGUCUUCCCCGCUGCGAUCGCAAGAACACAAAACAUUGGGAAAGAACAAAGCCACGAACCUCUCCAGUCCCAACAAACCGUUUUGGGCACCGCAAGACACGGAUGCACCUUUGAAUCUAACAAUGGAGAUGGACUCCAAAGACAUUAUUUGCCAGUUGUGUGGUGCUUGGUUCGAAACACGGAAAGGCCUCUCAAGUCACGCUCGGGCCCACUUGCGCCAUUUCGGAAUCGAGUACUCUGAAUCCAAAGGCUCCCCCAUCGACUUACUCAACCGCUUCAUCCUGACAGAUGACUUUAAGCACAAAGCUAAUUCUUUUCUCUCGGAUGCACCUGGAGACCUGAGGUCUCAGAAGACCAGCGCGGCUUCCACUUUACCCUCCACCUCUUCCGCUAAAAUGCCUCUCGCCUCUAGUCUUAUCCUAUUCAAAACGACUCCAAUGAAGACCAACAUCGGCCCCAAAGCUACCUCGCCGUCUGCCCACCUGUUAGGGCCACCUGCAAAGAAGCUGAAAUCUUCCUCUAUUCAGGUUCUUCGUUUUGGUGGCGGAGAUGCGAUGCCCUUCCCGAUAGAGCCGACGAAAGAUGUGAGCUGCGAAUUCUGCGGAGAACUUUUUGAGAACCGCAAAGGUCUCUCCAGCCAUGCCCGUUCCCACCUGCGCCAGCUUGGCAUCACCGAAUGGUCCGUCAACGGUUCUCCUAUCGACACGCUACGGGAGAUUAUAGUCCGUCGAGGGCUACCGUCCAUCACACCUCUUAAAUCCCACAAGUCCCCCUCUUCUCCGCUCACUCGGCACACUCUCCAUUCCUCUUCCCCAAGUGGAAACAGUCUCGGGCGUCUGCCUUACCACUUCCCUCAAUCGCCAAGCCAGGACCAGCCUACCAUCCGAAAAAUGUCUCCUUCGAUAUCCACAACCAGUUCUUCCCCAGCAGUGGAAAUGGUCAAGCCAAAACCAGAGCCCGAACUUGUAGAAGUGACCAUGAAAGGGUCAGAUGAAGGUUACAGCCCGGAGCCACAACAUUCCGGUUCAAACAGUUCCGAUGUUUAUCCAAUAAACUUUGUCAUGACCCAGGAGAAGGAACCUUCCCGUGACAUCCGAUGUGAAUUCUGCGGCGAGUUCUUCGAGAACCGCAAAGGCCUCUCGAGCCACGCCCGAUCGCACCUGAGGCACAUGGGUAUCACAGAAUGGUCCGUGAACGGCUCGCCCAUUGACACGUUGUGGGAGGUCAUGAGGAGGCAGGGAACCACCCCUGCGUCUGUCAUCUUAGGCAUUAAAGAGGAACCGGGACAGGAUGGCGGGGUUUCAUUGAACUAUCAUUCCCCUGCGCUUUCCCGCAAAUCCCCCCUCAACCUUCUCCACUCCGGUUCGCGACUCCAUAAGCACGGACUCGGAUCCGUGAGCUUGUGCCCCACCCUACCUGUGACCAAGCUAUUUGCAAUGACUCCUCUGAAGAAGAAGAUGCUGGGGGAGGAGGGAGUGUCAGGAGAGAAGUCACUUCCUAUCCAAUCUAAAAACUUCUCGCCUCCCCCGCAGGACUAUUCCUUUAAGAGUAAAGUCUCUUCAGAGAAGCAUGGGAUGGUCCACAUGGAUGCCAGUUGUGAACUCUGUGGGUUCUACUUUGAGAACCGAAAGGCUCUGGCCAGUCACGCGCGAGCACAUCUGCGGCAGUUUGGCGUGACGGAGUGGUGUGUCAAUGGUUCGCCUAUCGAGACGCUGAGCGCCUGGAUCCGCAGCCGGCCACAAAAGGCAGCAGAGAUGCAGCAGAGUUACGCGCAAGGAGCCCGUUACACCCAAAAGAAGAGGUGCAAUUCUACACUUCUGCCAUCCCGUGAUUCUGACCAUACGACUCACGUUUCCCACAAGCCUUCAGUGUCCAAGUGGGCAUCUCUCACGUUGCCCCAAAAGCGAGCGAUGGGUCGCGAUGCCAACAGCUCUUCCUGGGGUUUGUCAAUAAGGGCGCCCGAGCCGAAAAGCAGGAGUGUGAGUUCCUCUCAGCACAGCCUGAUUCCACAGCCUGACGGUCGUCAUUCCAAUAACACACUUCCACACGCACAGGUGGCACAUAGUGAACUCAACGUGCGCGUACCACGAGGAUUUGAGAGACGGCCACCUAAACAUCCCUCGCAUACUGACAGCGGAGAAAGAGAGAGCGGCCCCCCAAAACCUCGCUCCAGUACUGUACCUUCCCUUGUGCCAAAGCCUCCAUCCACGCCACUGGUUAGACUCGUGGGUAAAAUUUACUCGCUCAAGUGCCGGUUCUGUGACGUGGAGUUUCACGGGCCGCUCUCUGUACAGGAAGAUUGGAUCAGGCACCUACAGCAGCACAUCCUAAAUCUCAACUACAACAAGACCAACCCGCCCGUGAACGACACUUCCGCUCCUGAAUCCCCAGCCGCUACCUCCACCUCCACUACAACUUUCACUGCCACCCCUUCCAUGCCGCCCCCAGACCCCACAGCCACACCAACAGCGGCCUCCAUACUUACGCCCUCCCCAACCCAUGCCUCAUCAGCGCCCCCUGUGGCAAGCGCAGCACCGCAAACCACAGCAGAGCAGCUUUCCUCCCCCGCUUAUUAGUGUCCCUUCCACAUACAAGCGUGAACGUAUCAUCAACAGUGAUCAUAUCCUUUGCUGUCUGUUUGGUUGCUGACUGUUACACAUCCGAGAAAGAUUUCUGUCUUUGAUCAAAAGUAGAGAUGUGAAAUCUCUGAUACCGACCCACUUAACCUGACCUACAUUACAGAUACAGACAUGAGGUAGGUCUGUUGCCAUGGCAGCUCUCAUCUGUCUUCUGGCUCUUAAGCAUCAGAAUUAAAGUCAAGGGAAAGGUCACCGUGUAAUGUGACGUUCCAAGCUUUUUGAAUGUCUAGAAAAGCAGACGCCCCAUGCCCAAAGCAGGACAUUUGAUAAAAUGUCGACAAAUCAAAGAGUUGCAAUCAAACGGCACAAUGUUAAACUCAUAUUAUAGAUUGUAUUAACUAUAUAGCACUUAAAGGCGUUUGCCCCAUAAAUUGUUUUUUUUUCUGGCAUUUAGUCAAAGUGAUUGUAUGACAGAUAGCUUUCAGGUCAAAACUAAAUUUUAAAUGCCCCGUUUUCUCUUUUAAUGAUUCCACAAACCUGUCUCGCACGUCCUCGAAGGCCACGGUCUAUGACGGAUUCUUCACUCUUUAUUUCAACAAUCAGAUUCGACUAAAACCAGUUGCUGCUAAAUAUUGAAAUAAGCUAAGCACAUUGAGUUAUACGUAUCGUUUUCGCACAUGACCAACAUUUGUAGUCAAUUUAUGCCUUCGUUACCAUUUCGUACAGCACAUUGUUUUGUAGCGUGUUUGCACAUAAGCUAGUUCUCACUCAAAGCAAGUUUUGCAUGAUGGUUUGACGAAUCUGACCUUGGAUUGCUCCAGUUCCAGCUUUUUGCUCCUUUCAAAUGUCCAAAUGAAACAGCUGAGACAGCUGUCUAAAAAUGCCUGCUUGUUAAUGACGUUAAAGCUUUCUAAGAAUUUGCCUCGGAAGGGCCUAAGAGGUUUACGACUAAACGCAUUGCUAAAUACUAAAAGUAUUUUUUGGGGGGCGCUCUAGUGAUCCAACAUAAAUGUGUGGUUUAGCUGAAUGCUGUUUUUUUCUACACUACAUCAGUUUGAAUGUUUCUCGAGAGUUGAUAUGUCAAUGCACUUUUAUCUGUUAUCAAUUAAUUAGGGAAUGUUUGCUUGUUUCAACUCGUGUAUGUGUCCGUUACCGUAUCCGAGUUGGUACAAAGUGCAAAGUUCUGAUUGCCCGUGUAUGUUUCUUUGCCUUGUGUCUUAACCGGCAAUACAUAUUCUUGAAGACGUUUUUGUGGGCAGAAAAGGAUUACAAAAACCCUAGUGGUGUCUAAAUUUGCCAGUCACAUAAUGUGCCAAAGAGUCUGUUUGCCUCGGAUUGAGCUUGUCUCAAUAGCUUUACACCAUGUCUACACCAGACACACGGCUCGUUCUAAUGGGAUUGUCGUGCUGCGUCGCAUUAAACAAAAUUACAACAGGUUCUAAUGGGUUUUGUUGUCUUUUGUUGUGUUGCAUUAUGCUGCGCCGCAUCCGGUGUAGACACAGUGUUAGUUUACUACCUAGAUGAGACGGAAGAUUCAAUGCAGUUUUUUUUUCAACACUAGCAACAGCUUUUUGCGUUAAAGUUUAUUGAAAUUAAAUUAAAAAACGGAGGCACUUUUUGUUGAGUUCUUUAGUGUUCUGGUUGUCCAAAAAAGUGACAUUUUACCCCAAAUCUGACGACUGCCUUUCAAACAAACGACUGCUUUGUCAAAUUUCUACAUGUGCACAUGGAAGCGACAACAGACCAAUCCAUGAUCUUAAAACUGUGGAUGUUUGUUGUUACUCUCACAUCUUUGACUGUUAGGCUUUGUGUAUUCCAGAAGGAUUAUUGAUUAUUAUCAUAACCUAACCUAUGUAUAGAAAAGAAAAGAAAAAAAUAUGAUAUUAUCAGUUUAACACUUCAGAUGUGAUCUUGAUCGUUGUGAAUUUAUUUGGAUUUUUAUUAAUGCUGUGUAUUUUUUAUUGAGCUGUGCGUUCCUUUAAUUCCAGUUACAUAGCGGUGUUAUAGAUCAAUGUUUUAUUUUUUAUUCCAUCGGUUUCUCUUUUAAGACAAACUACAUCGGUGCUCACGAACGCAUAAGAAAUGGACUUUAGAAGAUGGUUCAAUAGGGAGACUGGUCAAGUCCUGCCAGGACUCUAAAAAAGUGUCUUACAUUGCGACUGCUGUGUACAUUCUGAAUUUGUGUUAUUUGUUAGUUUGGAUGUUUUGACUGUUGCCCAGUUGCCCUCGUGUUUAACAGCUGAUGGUAGAAGUUCUCUUAAAGAUCUUCAGCUGGUUUAGACUAAAGUCUGUUAAAAUAUUUGUGUGUGUAAGGCGACUUUUUGUGGCUAAAAGCGAGAGUUGCCGUGGAAGCUGACCAGAGCGAAACCAUAGAAAAAAGGUUUAUAUGAAUCUGCUCAUGACUGAAAAUCAUUAAAUGUGAUCUGAACUGUU
Messenger RNA from Triplophysa dalaica, 8972 nucleotides. RefSeq names its product WIZ zinc finger b (gene wizb). The record is from RefSeq and is a predicted model, not a curated record. The coding region runs from base 954 to 6536 and encodes 1860 amino acids. Gene Ontology annotation, molecular function: RNA polymerase II cis-regulatory region sequence-specific DNA binding; DNA-binding transcription factor activity, RNA polymerase II-specific. Gene Ontology annotation, biological process: regulation of transcription by RNA polymerase II. Gene Ontology annotation, cellular component: nucleus. The transcript is spliced from 17 exons. NCBI's taxonomy places the organism in Eukaryota, Metazoa, Chordata, Actinopteri, Cypriniformes, Nemacheilidae.